AUGACGGCUCAAGUUGAGGGAUGGAAGAAUGUGGUGAAUUCCAUGAGAAACCUUGGUGAUUUAGAUGAUGGUGGGAAAGUGACAUUCUUCGCAGUGACUCACCUAGCUCGGGGUCUAGUGAGGAUGACUUGGUGGGUGAAGCCUGCUACGGAUAUAAAUGAUCCAAGGUUGGAAGUAGGGUUGCGGUUCAAUUCCAAGGAAGAUUUUACAUACCUUAUACGUCACCAAGGUGUCCAAUUGGGUAAGAAGUUGAGGCUCAAGAAGAACGACAAAAUUCGUUGUGUUGCUUACUGCAAGGAAUUGUUGCGAACUCUGCGUGAUAUACACAAGUGUGGGGGUGCUUCUUACAACCACGGUUGUGCUAAUGCCAAGUACUUUUCACGACUAUUCAAGGAUGAUAUGAGGGUAUUUCCCGGGAUGACGGUUGCUCAGUUUGUGGAAAAGGUGCAUUGGGAGUUGAAGAUAACCAUUUCUGUAGGAAAGGCGAAGCGUGCAAUGGCACGUGCGAGGAGGCUGAUCGAGGGGAGCACCGUUGUCCUAGCAACUAGGCACCUGUCGGAUGGAACUGACAAGUUCAAUGAAAUCUACAUAGCUUAUGAAGCUUGUAAGACUUCCUUCAAGCAGCACUGCAGGAGCAUCAUAGGAUUGGAUGGUUGCCACCUCAAAGGACAAGGGAAGGGCAUACUGCUCACUGCCAUUGGAUUAGACCCGAACGAUCAGAUCUUUCCCGUCGCAUAUGGUGUUGUAGCCAUUGAGAACAUUGAUACUUGGAGCUGGUUUUUGAAUUUGUUGGUAAAGGAUUUGGACAUCAAGGAUUCGAGCAAGUGGAGAUUCAUCUCCGAUAGACAGAAGGGCCUGAUCAAUGUCGUCCGAAGCUGCUGCCAUAAUGCCGAACAUUGCUUCUGUGUGUGGCAUAUGCACAACAACUUCAAAAAGGUUUUCUCGUCCCCAACGCUAAAAGACAAGAUUUGGGAAGCAACCCGUGCAACAAACGUAUACGCCUUCGACAAGGUCAUGAAGGAAGUGAAAGGGUUGAACACGGCUGCACACACGUGGCUUACCGCGCACACUGCCAAGGAGAGUUGGAGCCGAGCUUUCUUUGGUUUUGAGGCCAAUUGUGACAUUCUAGUCAACAACAUUUCAGAAUGUUACAACAGAGUCCUAUUGUUUGCGCGGGAGAAGCCCUUGUAUGGCAUGCUGGAAUGCAUCUGCAUGUAUUUGAUGGACAAGUUCACCUCCCGACGGAAGAUGGCUGCAAAGUUGGAGGAUUGUGUCGGGCCCAAGAUAAGGAGGAAGCUUGAGAAGAUAAAGGAAAAGAUUGGAGAUUGUAUGGUGAGAGAGGCUGGUGAAUGGGUGUAUCAGGUGAACACCAAAUUCAAUGAGCAGUUCGUGGAUGAUAUAUGA
Messenger RNA from Salvia splendens (bonfire salvia), 1404 nucleotides. RefSeq lists its product as uncharacterized. NCBI's taxonomy places the organism in Eukaryota, Viridiplantae, Streptophyta, Magnoliopsida, Lamiales, Lamiaceae. The record is from RefSeq and is a predicted model, not a curated record. The coding region runs from base 1 to 1404 and encodes 467 amino acids. The transcript is spliced from 5 exons.